GGUGGUAGGGCAGGCUGUGCUUAUCAAAAUCGGCUCCGCGUCGAGGCGAUUCGAUAGUUUGUGCUAAACGUUCGGCGACGUGAGUGGACGUGCCCGCGUUGACGGAGUUAUUAUCAUUUGUAGGAAAAUAAAUAAUACGUCAAGAUGACUAGCGUAGUAGCAGAUCUUGUACAUGGAUACAGGGAUCUAAUGGACAACAAGUCCGAUCCAAGGGUGAACGAUUGGGCGAUGAUGAGCAGCCCAUUUCCGACCGUACUUAUAUGCCUGAGUUACGCGUACUUUAGUAAAGUAAUAGGACCAAGGCUAAUGGAGAACAGAAAGCCCUUCAAUCUGAGGCACGUCCUUAUCGUCUACAAUUUCAUACAGACAGUAUUUUCAACAUGGAUAUUCUACGAGUACCUGAUGAGCGGCUGGGCGAGAGGAUACAGCCUGAGGUGUCAGCCAGUCGAUUACUCAAACAAUCCGUUGGCCCUGAGGAUGGCAAACACUUGCUGGUGGUAUUAUUUCAGCAAGUUCACAGAAUUCUUUGACACGCUCUUCUUCAUCCUGAGAAAGAAGAAUCAGCACGUGUCCACCCUCCACGUGAUUCACCAUGGCGUUAUGCCAUUCUCGGUUUGGAUGGGGAUGAAGUUUGCACCGGGUGGCCACAGCACGUUCUUUGCCUUACUAAACACCUUCGUUCACAUCGUUAUGUACUUUUAUUACAUGGUGGCGGCGAUGGGUCCCCAGUAUCAGAAAUACAUAUGGUGGAAAAAGUAUCUGACAACGAUGCAGAUGGUCCAAUUUGUGAUGAUAAUGACGCACCAGUUCCAACUUCUGUUUACGGAGUGCGAUUACCCGAGGAGUUUCAUGAUCUGGAUCGGUCUCCACGGAGUGUUGUUCCUCGGUUUGUUCUCCGACUUCUACAAGACGAAGUACACACGGGUUAGGUCUGAUGUAAAACGAGAAGCAAACUCAGGCGGUUGCAUGCCAGUCUUAGAAGACGAUACGAAACCUCAUCAAAAUGGUGUAUCGUCGUAUGCAACGAUUUACAACAAGGAGUACAACAGUUGUUACAGCAAUGGAACGAACAAUGGAUACGUAGCUAAUAAUAAUACGGAGAAAAAAGUGGCCUAAAAUCAAUCGACGAUAAAUAUUAAAAAAGUAAAAAAAUCACUCGCGUGUGAGAAAAAAAAAAAAAAAAAAAUAAUUAAAUAAACAAUAAUCGAAGAAAUAAGUAAACGAACGGGAAAAAAACCAAACAAAGAACAAAAACUUGUGUAAUUACUGAUCGCAGUUACAUGAAUAUCUGGCGAACCAGUUGCUACGCAUUUCUCAUUGAAAAAAAUUAAACAACAAAAAAUAUAAUGAAAUUAUAUUAAACAAAUUACGACCACAAUCACCACCACCGCCACCACCACCGCCACCACAACUACUACUACCACUACCACUACUACUUCUACUAUUAUGCCGCUACCACUACUUCAUCUGUGUGCGACUCGAACUAUUAGUUAAUAACUGUCAUCAAUCGCCGCAUCGAAAAUGAACUUAUGACGCGCUAUUAUAUUUCGCUGAAUAGAAAAUAUUUGGGCACACAGUAAUAAAUAAUCUAUCGAUUAUAUUAAAGAUUAUAAAUAAUUGUAAUAUAUAACGCGUUGUGCUGGUUUUUAUAUAUUUUUCGAUGGGUGGGGAGAGGGGGGGGGGGGAGGGGGGAUACUUGGGAGAGUGUGUGUUAGUCGCGCAAAUUAAAUAAAAUAUAUAUAAUAUAAAUAAACGAUUGAUUAAUAAGUGAAAUAGCAAAAAAAAAAAAAAAAAAAAAAGACACAACAGAAAGAAAAUAUGAGUUGGGAAAAAAAAAACAACGGUAUAAAUAAUAUUGAUAAUGAUAAUUCGUGUGUUCCGCCUAGACGCUCUACAUCUAUGGCCUCAUAUUUCUUCUGCUCCCACAAUACGUGUUAUAUGUUUGGCUAUAUAUACAGUAUUCGACAACUAAGUUCGUGUGUUCAAAUUCAAAUAUACGUAACAACGUGCGUGCUUCACGUAUUUUUCUUUUUGUCUCUUACUGUAUAUAUGCGAUGUAUAUAUAUGAUGUAUAUAUAUACACACACACACACACACUACACGGUAAAUAAUGAUUAGCACUAUUGUUACAAGUUUCAGAUUUAAUUAAUUCCGGCCCUCUCUAUUAUUGUUUAGAAUUCAAUAAUUAUUUACUGUCGAAUACAAUUGAGUUAUUAUUAGUAUAUUAAUACACGUUCGAUAUCAUUCUACAGUAUGUUACACAGAAAGACAGAAAGAUCUAUGACAGAUUUUUAAUAUGCGUUGACUUUGUUGUCAUUAUUAUUUUUGUGUGUGUGUUUUUUUUUUUUUCUCUCUUCCUCCAACAGUCAAGAUGAUGCACAGAAGAAGAAAACAUUUUGAAAAUGCAAGUCAGAUAACGUUAUUUACUUAACGGGCGGACGAACGAAAACUAGUAUAAAUAUAGAUUAUUAUUAUUAUUAUUAUUAUUAUUAUUAUUAUUAUUAUUAUUAUUAUUAUUGAUACGUUUUAUAGGUUAAAUGAAAUAUUUAAAGGUUGGUUGUAUUUAGGAAAAAAGACGAGUUUCCUCUUAUUUUUUUUUUUUUUUUUAAAGAUUAUUUUUUCUUCAAUUAUCUUAUUUUUGUUAUUAUUGUUUGUCUUUUCCUUUUUGUGUUCGUGGAAUGUGUAUUAUGUUGUGUAUCGCUUCAUGUUUUUAUUGCCCUGUGUCAUUAUAUUUUGUAUAUUGCAUAGAUGAAGUAAUAGAUUUCAAAUACUAAUUCCUCAUUAUUUUUUGAAAAAUCUGUUGGCAACCGGAUAAAUGAUCAAUCGUUCGAUUCCUUACGCAGCGCGUAUAUGAAACAAUAAAACAAAAAAUGGUAAAUAGAAAAAUGAAAAAAAUAAAAACACGACACAAUAAUAUUCGAAAGAAUCCUGCUUCUAAAUUUUGAAAGUUUCGUGUUCUGAUUUUUAGUUCUUCGUGACGUUAAUUGGAGCCUGUUUUAAUUCGACUUUUCAUAUUAUUAUUAUUAUUAUUAAUAUUAUUAUACAUUAAUGUACCUAUAACAAUACCUUAUGAUUAAAGACAAAAAGAAAAGGGGAGGGGGACGAGCAACUAACAAUUAUUUGAAAUUGAAGAAAAGAAAAAACAGAACAAAAAUCUCUUGUAAAAAAAAAAAAGUAAUCGAUACACCGAAGUUCAUUAGAUAUGUAAGGAUAAGUAAUUAACUAAGUAUAAGGAUUUUUUUGUUAUUAAUUUUCUAUUAGAUAGGGAGUCUAUAAUUAUGUAUGAAAUUGUUGUUUUUAUCGAAACGAAGUGAUCUUUGUUUUUGUUUUUGUUUCUUUUUCAUUACUUGUUUAUACAUAUCGUUUCUUCAAAUUUUUUGCCGAUGAAACGCGCGUGCAAUAUUACUCUAUGCACGCGCCGCGAUUAAGAGAGAUUUGAAACAAGAAAGAAGAAGAAAGGAAAAAAAACGAAAUGGAAAGAAGUAACAAAGAGAGGAAAAACAAAAACAAAAUUAAAGAAAAUGAUAAAUAAUGAAUGUAAAGAAGAAAUACAUACAAAAACAAA
Neodiprion fabricii is the source of this 3565-nucleotide messenger RNA. Its product is annotated as elongation of very long chain fatty acids protein AAEL008004-like. The record is from RefSeq and is a predicted model, not a curated record. Gene Ontology annotation, cellular component: endoplasmic reticulum membrane. Bases 145 to 1116 code for a protein of 323 amino acids. Gene Ontology annotation, biological process: very long-chain fatty acid biosynthetic process; sphingolipid biosynthetic process; fatty acid elongation, monounsaturated fatty acid. The transcript has 6 exons. Gene Ontology annotation, molecular function: fatty acid elongase activity. NCBI's taxonomy places the organism in Eukaryota, Metazoa, Arthropoda, Insecta, Hymenoptera, Diprionidae.